CAAGAAAGCGACGCUGGGAAGGAACUUCUGGAUACUCUGGAAAUCCUAUACCUGAACCCAGUUGGCAGUGACCUGAUCAUUUUCUGCGGCGAGGAACGCCAUCUUGUUCAUCAGAAUCUGGUGUGUACACGUUCUGCCUUCUUCGCGGAUGCCUGUUCAUGGGGCGAUAAUGCGCAACAUGUCCAGCGUGAGGUGAUACUUGGAGAAGACCCUGCCAUCGUCAAGCAGAUAGUUCGAUACUUCUACUACGAUGAUUAUGCUGUCGAUCCUACUUGGGAACACUCGCAAUUAGAAAUCCUGGUUUUGACGGAGCCCCGAUGUCGUGCUCUUCUCUUCCACAUGCACAUCUAUGCAUUAGCCAGCAAACUCCAGAUUGAGGGCCUGAAGGAGCUUUCCAUGGAUCGAGCCAAACUUGAAUUGAGCCGAGAUCUGUCGCAUCUAAUGCUGGUAUUCUCAAUCAGUGGAGCCUAUUCAUUGACCGAUGCGGGUAGCCAGGAGCUGCGAGAUAUGGUGGUGGGGGUUGCCAUAAAGCAGCUACAUCUGUUGUUAGAGCUGCACAACAGAAGGGAAUAG
This is a messenger RNA of Aspergillus homomorphus CBS 101889, 573 nucleotides long. RefSeq lists its product as uncharacterized. NCBI's taxonomy places the organism in Eukaryota, Fungi, Ascomycota, Eurotiomycetes, Eurotiales, Aspergillaceae. The transcript is spliced from 3 exons. The annotation marks the transcript as partial. The record is from RefSeq and is a predicted model, not a curated record.